This is a messenger RNA of Plasmodium cynomolgi strain B, 432 nucleotides long. RefSeq names its product 40kDa heat shock protein. Gene Ontology annotation, cellular component: nucleus; cytoplasm. Gene Ontology annotation, molecular function: protein folding chaperone; protein-folding chaperone binding. The record is from RefSeq and is a predicted model, not a curated record. The transcript is spliced from 3 exons. NCBI's taxonomy places the organism in Eukaryota, Apicomplexa, Aconoidasida, Haemosporida, Plasmodiidae. Bases 1 to 432 code for a protein of 143 amino acids.
AUGGCAACGUUUACGAAUUAUCUUAGGAGAGAAAAAUUAAAUAUAUUCCUCUUUUGUGUUAAAAGUAAGAAUGGAGUAAAUGGAGGCGGUGAGGAUAAUUUGGGAAAAACUUCAGAUUCAGGAUUUGACAGGUCGCUAGCCGAAAAGUCAGAGAACUUCAGUUCGUCCUUUGGAGGAUUUUCCGGAAAAACAAAGGUUGGAUUAAAAGGAAAAGGAAACAAAAUUGAUUAUUACAAUGUGUUAGGAGUUCCUAGAGAUGCGACAGAAAAUGAUAUAAAGAAGGCCUAUAAAAAGUUAGCCAUGAAAUGGCACCCAGAUAAACACUUAGAUGAGAAGGACAAAAAGGCUGCGGAAGAAAAAUUUAAGGUUAUUUCUGAAGCUUAUGAUGUUUUGUCAGACCCAGAUAAAAAAAACGUACGAUUUGUAUGGUGA